This is a messenger RNA of Neltuma alba, 2117 nucleotides long. RefSeq names its product glutathione reductase, chloroplastic-like. NCBI's taxonomy places the organism in Eukaryota, Viridiplantae, Streptophyta, Magnoliopsida, Fabales, Fabaceae. The transcript is spliced from 10 exons. Gene Ontology annotation, molecular function: glutathione-disulfide reductase (NADPH) activity; NADP binding; flavin adenine dinucleotide binding. Gene Ontology annotation, biological process: glutathione metabolic process; cell redox homeostasis; cellular response to oxidative stress. Gene Ontology annotation, cellular component: cytosol; mitochondrion. The record is from RefSeq and is a predicted model, not a curated record. The coding region runs from base 25 to 1710 and encodes 561 amino acids.
GACGCAAACCUGCGCAGAGAGAAGAUGAAAACAAUGGCUUCCUCUCUCACAAGCCCGAAGCUAUCUUCUCUCUCUUCCCCAACUCUUCAGACCCUCCUCUGCCAAAAGCCCCCUCUUUCUCAUUUACUCUGUUCCUCUUUUGUUUCUCUUCCCAAAACCCUAUUCUCUCUCUCCUGCCAUGCCCGCUUCCCUUCUCAAUACCAGCGCUGCUGCACCUUCACCGUUCGUUCCCAGUCUGAGAAUGGAACCGACGCUGCCCGCCGCUACGACUUCGACCUUUUCACUAUUGGCGCCGGUAGUGGAGGUGUCCGCGCCUCUCGCUUUGCUGCCAAUUUCGGCGCUUCAGUCGCUAUCUGCGAGCUCCCUUUCUCCACCAUCUCGUCCGACACCACCGGAGGAGUUGGCGGAACCUGUGUACUACGUGGAUGCGUGCCAAAGAAGUUGCUUGUCUACUCAUCAAAAUAUGCUCAUGAAUUUGAAGAAAGUAAUGGAUUUGGUUGGAAAUAUGAUAGCGAACCAAAGCAUGACUGGAGUACUCUGAUGGCUAAUAAAAAUGCUGAGUUACAACGUCUUACUGGUAUCUACAAGAAUAUUUUGAAAAAUUCUGAUGUCAAGCUGAUUGAAGGCCGUGGAAAGAUUGUAGAUCCUCACACAGUAGAUGUUGAUGGAAAGCUAUAUUCAGCCAGACACAUUAUAAUUUCGGUAGGGGGUCGUCCCUUCAUUCCUGAUAUCCCUGGGCGUGAAUAUGCAAUAGAUUCAGAUGCUGCCCUUGAUUUGCCUUCAAAACCUGAGAAGAUAGCUAUUGUUGGUGGUGGUUACAUCGCCUUGGAGUUUGCUGGUAUUUUCAAUGGUUUAGCAAGCGAGGUCCAUGUAUUUAUACGGCAGAAAAAAGUUUUACGGGGAUUUGAUGAAGAGGUUAGAGAUUUUGUUUCAGAACAGAUGGCGAUAAGAGGAAUUGAGUUUCAUGUUGAGGAGACUCCCCAAGCUAUCAUCAAGUCAGCUGAUGGCUCGUUGUCUUUGAAGACUAACAAAGGUACAGUGGAAGGUUUCUCACAUAUUAUGUUUGCAACAGGACGCACACCAAAUACCAAGAACCUAGGGCUGGAAUCUGUUGGUGUGAAAACAGCUAAAAAUGGAGCAAUUGAGGUUGAUGAAUACUCUCAAACAUCAGUUCCAUCCAUUUGGGCAGUUGGAGAUGUUACGGAUAGGAUGAAUCUUACUCCUGUUGCAUUGAUGGAGGGAAUGGCACUGGCUAAAACGCUGUUUCAGAAUAAUCCAACGAAACCUGAUUAUAGAGCCGUUCCUUCUGCUGUGUUUUCUCAACCACCAAUUGGACAAGUUGGUCUUACAGAGGAACAGGCUGUACAACAGUAUGGAAAUGUUGACAUAUUCACAGCUAAUUUCAAGCCACUUAAAGCUACUCUCUCGGGGCUACCCGACCGAGCUUUUAUGAAAUUAAUAGUCUGUGCGAAAACAAAUAAAGUUUUGGGUUUGCAUAUGUGUGGAGAAGAUUCACCUGAGAUUGUGCAGGGAUUUGCUGUUGCUGUUAAAGCUGGCUUGACCAAGGCAGACUUCGAUGCCACUGUGGGUGUUCACCCAACUGCGGCUGAGGAGUUUGUCACAAUGAGGACUACCACUAGGAAGAUUCGAAAGAGCAAGCCCGCUGAGGGAAAAACAGAUUCUGGAGUAAAAGCUGCGGCUGGGGUUUAAGUCGAGUCACCCCGCUGCAGUUGUUAUACAUGCCAGAAGCAGGCAGAGCCUAUCGUCAUUACCUGAAUUGGCGGGGUUGGUUGUAUUCAGUUUGAAGGUCGGAAUGAUCCCCGACGAUGGAGCUAUUUAAGGGAUUACGGGCCCAGAGGAGAGGUCCAUUUUUACGUUGUAAUUAGGCGGGACGAUGUUCAGGCUAGGAAGAAGCCGAAUUGAAUUUUUGAGCUGUUUAUGUUUCAUCAUGCCAUUUGUUAUUUAACUUGUGAAGUUGGUGACUAUCCCAACCGGGAAUGUACGCCUUGUUCAGCCUUGGAGCGUGUGCGAUUUUUAAACUUCUCUUGGUGUUGAAUUUUGACGAUUUGAAAUGCAGAGAGCUAAUGCAGCGGAGUCCAGGAAACAAUAGUCACGCC